UAUUUAUGAACCGGCCGUCGUUUCCCCCACCGUCCACCUCAUUCCCCUAUCGCCGGCGGCCUGUUAUUCACACUUCCAUCUUUCAUUAUUGUUGCAUGCCUCCACAGAAUCAAAAUUCUCUUUGAUCUCUAAAACCCUCCUUUUAUAACUGCCGUGAUUCGCUAUUUCUUCUGCUCUUAUUUGCUUGUCGACAAGACGAAGUGUUUGCUACAUAAUUUUAUGUCAUUAAAUAGAGAAAACUGUUAUUGCAACAAUUUGGACAUGUUUGAAUUAUGCGGUGAUUAUAGUCCCGGAGAAGUGGAUACAAGAGCGGUUAAAUUAGAACUAAAUUCAGUUGGGAUAACAAGUGAGCAAAAUCAGUAUCUUCCUGACGUGACCUUGCAUAGAUGGUCCACUGCUCAAGGAAGAACACACGAAUCUGAAAAGAAUCGGAGCCUUAGUGCCUCAAGUACGGGUCAAAGUGGCACUUGCAUAUUGGAUCAGGAGCAAUCACAAGUUGGUGAUUCAGACCCUUGUUCUACAUCGUCAAUAUCGGCAGCGCCCAUUUGUCGCCAAUUUUGGAAAGCUGGGAUCUAUAAUGAGGAUUUAACUCGUGUGCCCAAAAAUCAUGCUGGUUCAAGUUAUCUACAUAUACACCCGAAGUUUCUUCAUUCAAAUGCCACUUCACACAAAUGGGCCUUUGGUGCCAUUGCCGAGCUUCUUGAUAAUGCUGUGGACGAGAUACAAAAUGGAGCCACAUAUGUAGUCGUAGAUAAGACCUCAAACCCGAGAAAUGGAAGUCCAUCAUUGUUAAUUCAAGAUGAUGGGGCUGGGAUGGAUCCAGAAGCAAUGCGCCGAUGUUUGAGUUUUGGGUUUUCAGAUAAAAAGUCAAAAUCUGCAAUUGGAAAGUAUGGGAACGGCUUUAAAACCAGUUCUAUUAGGCUUGGAGGAGAUGCCAUAGUUUUCAGCCGCAACUUUGUGGACAGGACAUUGACACAAAGCAUUGGCCUUUUAUCUUAUACAUUUUUGACACGAUCAGGCUAUGACAGAAUAGUUGUUCCGAUGGUCCAUUAUGAGUUCAAUUUUAUGACGGGUUCUUUUGAGUCGCUACAAUCGAAAAGUCAUGAACAAUCUAAUACCAACCUAUCUGUGCUUCUGAAGUGGUCUCCUUACUCAACAGAAGAAGAGCUACUAAAGCAAUUUGAUGAUGUUGGUUCUCAUGGGACGAAAAUAAUCAUCUACAAUUUAUGGCUCGAUGGUGAGGGUAAUAUGGAGCUUGAUUUUGACUCAGAUCCUGAGGAUAUUCGUAUUCGAUGGGAUGGAAAAGGUAAAGCGAAAGAUGAUUCUCUUAAGGCAAUAAGUGAAAAUCACAUUGCCAAUCGCCUCCGGUAUUCUCUUCGAGCAUACUUAUCCGUCUUGUACUUGAAAUUACCCGAUACUUUCUGCAUUGUAUUGCGCGGAAAAGUUGUUCUCUAUUACAAUAUUGCAACAGAUCUGAAGAUCCCGGAAUUUAUCUUGUAUAAACCUAAUAGCAGUGGUUGCGUCGAGGGCAGUGUGGUUACGACGAUAGGAUUCCUGAAGGAGGCCCCGGAUGUGAAUAUCCAUGGUUUCAACAUCUACCACAAGGGUCGUUUGAUAUUGCCAUUUUUACCUGUUGUUAAUAUGGCCAGCAGCAGAGGACGAGGUGUUGUUGGUGUUCUUGAAGCAAAUUUCAUCGAGCCUACUCACAGUAAACAAGAUUUUGAAAAAACUAACGUUUUUCAAAAGCUUGUAGCACGAUUAAAGGAUAUGACAUUCGAGUAUUGGGAUUGUCAUUGUGGAUUAAUUGGAUAUCAGAUCCCUAAAAAAGCUCGACCGCCAUUAGCUUCAUCUACUUCUACACAACCACCUGUAGCCUCGAGAAAUCCCACUAUUGAGAAAAGAAAUGGACCACCAAUAAUCACUGUAGUUAACAGCAGGGUUGCUCUUAAUGCAAAUUUCUCUCAGGGGUCAAAUUUGAAGAGGAAAUUACCUGAUCAACCUGAUGAUUUCCAAUCAAAGUCCCAAAUGACAAAGACGAGUGCAGCUGAUACCGGGGCAAAUACGCCUCCUGAUAGUGCACAAACUGAAAAGAAGAGAAUGAUGUUACAAAAAAACAAGAAGCUCCAAGAGCAAUGCUUGGAGUUCAAGAGGGUGGAGGAAGAACUUAAUCUCAAGGUGAUGGAGCUUAAAGCAGAGUUAGGAGAGGCUCAGAAAGAAUAUGCUGCUUUGUUGGCAGAGUUAAAGCUUCUGGAGAAAGUUGAAGGAGAAACUAACACACAUCUAUACAACUCUCUCCUUCCAUGAAUAUAUAUGUGUGUGUGUAUAUAUAAACUAAUAUUAAUGGAGUUUGACAUUAGAAUCUAACUGUAGGUGCAGCUGUAAAUGUAAACAUAGGAGGUGCACAAUCUAACUUUUGACAACCGAUGUGAAAUCGUUUUUUCGUUCUUAGUGGUUGCA
Messenger RNA from Cynara cardunculus var. scolymus (artichoke), 2457 nucleotides. Its product is annotated as protein MICRORCHIDIA 6-like. NCBI's taxonomy places the organism in Eukaryota, Viridiplantae, Streptophyta, Magnoliopsida, Asterales, Asteraceae. The record is from RefSeq and is a predicted model, not a curated record. The coding region runs from base 220 to 2304 and encodes 694 amino acids. Gene Ontology annotation, molecular function: ATP hydrolysis activity. The transcript has 20 exons. Gene Ontology annotation, cellular component: nucleus.